AUGACGGCCACAGCUGCAGUGGAGGCACCAAAAAUGGAGAAGAGUGCCUCCAAAGAAGAGAAGCAGCAACCUAAGCAGGAUAGCACGGAGCAGAGCAAUGCUGAUUCUGAAGAGUGGAUGAGCUCUGAGAGUGACCCUGAACAGAUAAGCCUUAAGAAUGGUGACAACAAUAAUAGCUGCCAACCUGGGGAUGGUCCGCUGAAGAAGAAGGGGAUGUCCUCCAAACCACACCGCCAGCUCUGCCGAUCACCCUGCCUGGAUCGUCCAAGCUUCUCUCAGAGUAGCAUUUUACAGGAUGGUAAGCUUGACUUAGAAAAGGAAUACCAAGCCAAGAUGGACUUUGCUCUAAAGCUGGGCUAUGCUGAGGAACAGAUUCAAUCAGUACUGAACAAGCUGGGCCCAGAAUCCCUUAUUAAUGAUAUAUUGGCAGAGCUUGUCAGACUUGGGAACAAAGGUGAUUCCGAAGGUCAUGUCAACUUGAGUCUGUUAGUGCCUCGUGGGCCCAGCUCCAGAGAGAUUGAAAGUCCUGAAUUGUCUCUUGAAGAUGAAAUAGACAACAGUGACAAUUUGAGGCCGGUUGUCAUUGAUGGAAGUAAUGUGGCAAUGAGCCAUGGCAAUAAAGAAGAAUUCUCCUGCAGAGGAAUACAACUUGCUGUGGAUUGGUUUCUAGAUAAAGGCCAUAAAGAUAUUACUGUAUUUGUGCCUGCAUGGAGAAAGGAGCAAUCCCGCCCCGAUGCACCAAUUACAGAUCAAGAUAUUCUGCGUAAACUGGAGAAGGAAAAGAUUCUCGUCUUCACGCCAUCCCGAAGGGUCCAGGGCAGGAGGGUUGUCUGCUACGAUGACCGGUUCAUAGUCAAACUGGCUUUUGAUUCUGACGGCAUCAUUGUAUCUAAUGACAACUACAGAGACCUUCAAGUCGAAAAGCCAGAAUGGAAGAAGUUUAUAGAGGAGCGAUUGCUGAUGUAUUCUUUUGUGAAUGACAAAUUUAUGCCUCCAGAUGAUCCUUUAGGACGUCACGGCCCAAGCCUUGAAAAUUUCUUAAGAAAGAGACCUGUUGUUCCUGAGCACAAGAAGCAACCAUGUCCUUAUGGCAAAAAAUGCACCUACGGCCACAAGUGCAAAUACUACCAUCCGGAGCGGGCCAACCAACCCCAGCGUUCGGUGGCUGAUGAGCUCCGCAUCAGUGCCAAACUGUCCACAGUGAAAACCUUGAGUGAAGGCACCCUGGCCAACUGUGGCACAGGGAUGUCUAGUGCCAAAGGUGAGAUAACCUCAGAGGUCAAACGUGUGGCCCCCAAGCGCCAAUCAGAUCCUAGCAUCCGGUCCAUGGCUGUGGAGCCUGAGGAAUGGCUGUCUAUUGCCCGUAAGCCUGAGGCCAGCUCUGUCCCUUCACUUGUGACUGCCCUAAGUGUCCCCACAAUUCCACCCCCCAAAAGCCAUGCAGUGGGUGCACUCAACACCCGUUCGGCCAGCAGCCCAGUGCCAGGAUCCUCCCAUUUCCCCCACCAGAAGGCCUCUCUGGAACACAUGGCCAGCAUGCAGUACCCCCCCAUCCUGGUUACCAACAGCCAUGGGACCCCUAUUAGCUAUGCUGAGCAAUACCCAAAGUUUGAGUCCGUGGGGGACCAUGGCUACUAUUCAAUGUUAGGUGACUUUUCCAAACUGAACAUCAACAACAUGCAUAAUCGAGAGUACUACAUGGCUGAAGCAGACCGGGGGGUGUAUGCCCAGAAUACCAGCCUCUGUCCUGAUAGCCGUAUGAGCCAUCCCAGGAAUGACAACUAUUCCUCUUACAACAACCUGUACGUGGCUGUAGCUGAUGCCCAUCCUGAAGGCAGUUUGAAGCUGCACCACUCAGCAUCUCAGAACCGUCUUCAGCCUUUUCCUUAUGAUUACCAUGAAGCCUUAACGCGAGUACAGAGUUAUGGCCCAGAGGAUUCUAAGCAAGUCCACAAGCAGUCAGUCCCCCACUUAGCUUUGCAUGCCCAGCACCCAGCAACUGGAGCACACUCCAGCUGUCCUGGAGACUACUCCAUGCCUCCCAAUAUCCAUCCCGGGGCAAGCCCCCAACCAGGCCGUGCCCUAGUGAUGACUCGGAUGGAUAGCAUUUCUGACUCCCGCCUCUAUGAAAACAACCCCAUGAGGCAAAGACGACCUCCUCUGUGCCGGGAACAGCAUGCCAGCUGGGACCCGCUGCCCUGUGCAACUGACUCCUAUGGCUAUCACUCCUAUUCCUUGAGUAACAGCCUCAUGCAACCAUUUUAUGAGCCAGUUAUGGUACGGAGCGUGCCUGAAAAGAUGGAGCAGCUUUGGAGGAAUCCUUGGGUUGGAAUGUGCAAUGAUUCCAGGGAGCAUAUGAUCCCAGAGCACCAGUAUCAGACCUACAAGAACCUCUGCAAUAUUUUCCCUUCUAACAUCGUCCUUGCAGUGAUGGAGAAGAAUCCCCACACAGCAGAUGCCCAGCAAUUGGCAGCCUUGAUUGUUGCUAAGCUUAGGGCUGCAUGUUGA
Messenger RNA from Cynocephalus volans (Philippine flying lemur), 2508 nucleotides. It is a transcript of the gene ZC3H12B, whose product is annotated as zinc finger CCCH-type containing 12B. The record is from RefSeq and is a predicted model, not a curated record. Gene Ontology annotation, cellular component: nucleus; cytoplasmic ribonucleoprotein granule. Bases 1 to 2508 code for a protein of 835 amino acids. NCBI's taxonomy places the organism in Eukaryota, Metazoa, Chordata, Mammalia, Dermoptera, Cynocephalidae. The transcript has 5 exons. Gene Ontology annotation, molecular function: RNA endonuclease activity; mRNA binding; metal ion binding.